Lactuca sativa (garden lettuce) is the source of this 1902-nucleotide messenger RNA. It is a transcript of the gene CIPK1, whose product is annotated as CBL-interacting protein kinase 1. Gene Ontology annotation, molecular function: protein serine/threonine kinase activity; ATP binding. Gene Ontology annotation, biological process: signal transduction; protein phosphorylation. Lineage: Eukaryota; Viridiplantae; Streptophyta; Magnoliopsida; Asterales; Asteraceae. The record is from RefSeq and is a predicted model, not a curated record.
GCGUUCUCUCGAGUCUUUUCAUUAUUAUCUUAUUUUAUUUCUAUUUAAUAAUUAUUAGAAAAUUAAUAUAAAGAAAAAAAAUGGAGAAAUCCAAUAGUUACAUUACAUAUAUGGCCGUGUAUAUAUAUACACCCACCAAACAACCGUUUUAAAUACAGAAAUAUUUUUUCUCAUUAGAGCAGAGCAAAGCACAUAAUACACUUGUCUCUCAAAUCAAUUCAUAUUCGUGUUUAUUCGUUUAUUGUUUGAUUGAUAAUUGAGGAAAAGAAACAAAUGGUAUUAGUUGGGAGAAAGAAGAGUGGAGGAGAAGAGGGAACGCAAUUGCAAUUGGGGAAAUACGAGAUCGGAAGAACACUUGGUGAAGGCAAUUUUGGGAAAGUUAAAUUCGCUAAAGACGUUCAAACUGGACACCCUUUUGCUGUGAAAAUCCUUGAAAAAACCCGUAUCAAAAACCUCAACUUCUCAGAUCAGAUAAAAAGGGAGAUUGCUACAUUGAAGAUCCUCAAACAUCCUAAUGUUGUUCGAUUACACGAGGUUUUGGCAAGCAAAACCAAGAUUUACAUGAUUCUUGAAUACGUAAAUGGAGGCGAACUAUUCGAUACAGUUGCAUCAAAAGGUAAAUUGCCCGAAUCAAAUGGGCGGAAGUUUUUCCAACAGUUGAUUGAUGGGGUCAGUUAUUGUCAUGAUAAAGGCGUUUAUCACCGUGACUUAAAGCUCGAGAAUGUUCUUGUUGAUGCAAAAGGAAGCAUCAAAAUAUCAGAUUUUGGCCUUAGUGCACUGCCCCAACAUUUAAGGGACGAUGGGCUACUACAUACGACUUGUGGAAGUCCUAACUAUGUUGCACCCGAGAUUCUUUCCAACAGAGGGUACGAUGGCGCCACGUCAGAUACAUGGUCAUGUGGGGUCAUUUUAUAUGUAAUCCUAACCGGUUAUCUCCCAUUUGAUGAUAGAAAUCUUGCAGUUCUUUAUCAAAAGAUUUUCAAAGGGGAUGUGCAAAUGCCGAAAUGGUUACCUUCAGGGGCAAAGAAUUUGAUAAAGAGAAUUCUUGAUCCAAACCCUAAAACAAGGAUAACAAUAGCAGAAAUCAAAGCAGACGAAUGGUUUAAACAGGAUUAUACUCCUGCAAUUCUUGAUGAAGAGGAAGACGAUGUGGUACCUGUUGAAGUUGAAGUUUUAUCUUUACAUGAAGCUCCAACAGAUUCCGAAAAAGAUCCCGAAUCACCUACUCAUAUCAAUGCUUUUGAACUCAUUGGAAUGUCAUCUUGUCUGGAUCUCUCUGGUUUCUUUGAGAAAGAGGAUGUAUCGGAGAGAACUGUGAGGUUUACAUCCACAUGUUCUCCAAGAAAGUUGUUAGGAAGAAUCGAGGACACAGUAUCACAGAUGGGAUUUGUAGUUCAAAAAAGAAAUGGAAAGUUGAAGGUGUUAGAAGAUCACAACGGGCAGAGGAAGCCUUGUAAUUUAUCCGUUACAGCAGAAGUGUUUGAAAUAAACCCGUGUUUGUAUGUAGUUGAAUUAAGAAAAAACAGCGGGGAGAGUAGUGUAUAUAGACAGCUAUGUGAUAAGGUAUUGAAGGAUUUAGAGGUGUCACAAAGUCAAGAGCAUCUGGCAGCAAAGUUGCUGGAAGCUUAAUAGGUUUGGAGACAUAUAUGAUAUAUGAUGAUGGAUGUAUAAAUAUAAAUAUUAUAUAUUAUAGGAGGUGAUUAUGUGAAUCUUCAAGUUAUAUUCAAGUAAGGAGAAGAUUAGUGAUGAAAAAAUGCUUCAUUUCUUUGGUUCUUUAUAUAUACAUACAUAUGGUCUUAAGUUCAAUGUUGAAAUCGUGGGUUAUAUUGUAUAGCAAUUAGUAAAUGUAUGGAUACAGAUGGUAAUAAAUAUAAUAGUACCUAUAUGCAAGUAAAUUCGAUA